AUGGAAAGCAAAGCUCCCAAGGUUCCCUAUGCUCAUCUCCCUCCUGAACUCAUCUUUGAUAUCCUCUUACGGCUCCCAAUCAAGUCCCUUUUGAGAUUCAGGUGCGUUUCGAAAUCUUGGAAUUCUUUAAUCUCAAGCCCUGAAUUCAUCAAAACCCAUCUCAAGAAAACAUCUAACGCCCGCAAUACUAAGCUGAUUUUCUCUAGUUUUAAAGGUGUCCCUGACCUUGAUUACCUCACAGAAUGUAAUCUUGACUCUGUGUUAUAUUCGCCCACGAUUGAGGCAAUCAACAUGGUAACACAUAUGGUUGCAUCGUCCAUGACUGAGGCUACGACAAUUCAACCUCCCAAGGAAAAAUCAAUUGAAAUUUUGGGUUCAUGUAACGGGUUGGUUUGCAUUGCAAUGCAAGACAUACGCUUUUGGCCGUUUGAUUCGGAUUCUACCCCUGACCGACGUUUAUUCUUAUGGAACCCAUCGAUCAGGAAAUACUGGAAACUGCCUCAUUUUGGGAAUUCUGGUGUUGCAGCAUAUGGGUUCGGGUAUGAUGAGUUGCAUGAUGAUUACAAAUUGAUGGCAUUUUUCCGUGCCAGCCCGUUUGAGAAUGCUGAGGGUCAAGUUGUUGAAAUUUAUAGUCAAAGGACUAAUUCCUGGAAGAGGAACGAGUAUUCCAUAAACUAUCCCAUUUGGCAACUUAAAGGGGGAUGUUUUGUUGGCGGGAAGCUCCACUGGAACGCAAAUUUUCGUCCCGAGGAGGAAGAUCGCUAUCGUCCACGGAAAGUUGUUGGUAAAAUUGUUAGUUUUGAUUUGGCUCAUGAGACUUGUGGGGUGAUAGAAUUUCCCGAAAAUUAUAAGGGAAAGUCGAGUGGUAAAGGAUGGAGUAUAGGAGUUCUAGGGGGAAGGAUGCCUUGCUUUCCUUUGGAUUCAAAUUCCCCAGGUCUUGAAUGUCGGAUUGGAUUCGACAUUGAUGUCCAACCUGUGUUCUUAACAAAGAGGGGGGAGUUAUUGCUGAAACUUGAGUCCAGUUUGGUACUUUAUAAUCCAGAAGAUGGUACAUACAAGAAUCUCGACAUGAGAUAUAAAUUGCGGUAUCUCCCUGGUUUGCUUAAGGUGGAUAUGUGUGAUGAAAGUUUAGUUUUGCUUGAUGCCCAUGAUGGAUUAAAUAUGCGAUUGUCUUAA
Molecule: messenger RNA, 1176 nt
Organism: Coffea eugenioides
Lineage: Eukaryota; Viridiplantae; Streptophyta; Magnoliopsida; Gentianales; Rubiaceae
Product: F-box/kelch-repeat protein At3g23880-like
Exons: 2
Coding region: 1-1176 (391 amino acids)
Molecular function (GO): protein binding
Source: RefSeq, a predicted model, not a curated record